This is a messenger RNA of Mus pahari (shrew mouse), 1251 nucleotides long. RefSeq names its product serine protease inhibitor A3C. The record is from RefSeq and is a predicted model, not a curated record. Gene Ontology annotation, molecular function: serine-type endopeptidase inhibitor activity. The transcript has 4 exons. Lineage: Eukaryota; Metazoa; Chordata; Mammalia; Rodentia; Muridae. Gene Ontology annotation, biological process: negative regulation of endopeptidase activity. Bases 4 to 1251 code for a protein of 415 amino acids.
ACGAUGGCCUUCAUUGCAGCUCUGGGGCUUAUGAUAGCUGGGAUCUGCCUUGGUGUUCUCUGCUUCCCAGAUGGCACAUUAGAAAGAGACACUCUAUUCCAUGAAGACCAAGAAAACGGGACACAACUGGACAGUCUCACAUUGGCCUCAAUCAAUGCUGACUUUGCCUUCAGCCUCUACAAGAAACUGGCUUUUAAGAAUCUACAUGAAAAUAUUGUCUUCUCCCCACUUAGCAUCUCAGCUGCCUUGGCCCUCGUGUCCCUGGGAGCAAAGGGCAAGACCCUGGAAGAGAUUCUAGAAGGUCUCAAGUUCAAUCUUACAGAGACCUCUGAAGCAGACAUCCACCAGGGCUUUGGACAUCUCCUACAGAGGAUCAGCCAGCCAGGGGACCAGGUACAGAUCAGCACAGGCAGUGCCCUGUUUGUUGAAAAGCACCUGCAGAUCCUGGCUGAGUUCCAGGAGAAGGCAAGGGCUCUGUACCAGGCUGAGGCCUUCACAGCUGACUUCCAGCAGUCUCAUGAGGCCAAAAAGCUCAUCAAUGACUAUGUGAGCAAUCAGACCCAGGGGAUGAUCAAGGAACUGGUCUCAGACCUGAAUGAGAGGACACUGAUGGUGCUGGUGAACUACAUCUACUUUAAAGGCAAAUGGAAGAUGCCCUUUAAUCCCCAUGACACAUUUGAGUCAGAGUUCUACUUAGAUGUGAAGAGGUCUGUGAAGGUACCCAUGAUGAAAAUUAAGGCUCUGACCACACCCUACUUCCGGGAUGAGGAGCUGUCCUGCACUGUGGUGGAGCUGAAGUACACAGGAAAUGCCAGCGCCCUGUUCAUCCUCCCUGACCAGGGCAGGAUGCAGCAGGUGGAAGCCAGCUUGCAACCAGAGACCCUGAGGAAGUGGAAGAACUCUCUGAGGCCCAGGAAAAUAAGUGAGCUAUACCUGCCCAAGUUCUCCAUCUCUACUGACUACAGCCUGAAGAACAUCCUUCCAGAGCUGGGGAUUAAGGCAAUCUUCUCCAAACAAGCUGACCUGUCUGGGAUCACAGAAGCCAAGGACCUGGUAGUGUCUCAGAUGGUGCACAAGGCUAUGCUGGACGUGGCUGAGACAGGCACAGAAGCAGUUGCUGCCACGGGGGUCAAUUUUCGCAUUCGUAGUAGAAGAACUACUCUGUGGUUCAACAGGCCAUUCCUGAUGGUUAUAUCUCACACAGAUGUUCAGACUACCCUCUUUAUAGCCAAAGUCGCUAACCCUAAGUGA